GUAUGCUGAGUGUCAGCUGAGGUUAAGCACACCUCAUAUACUGAUAGUGUGAACUAAACUUGCACCGGGAAACAAACCUUAACAAACCUGUAAAACCACACAACUCUUCUCUCGGGUCUUCACUUCAACUCCAUCUUUCUAAAUAUGACGAUGAAGCUAAUGCUGCUGCUCCUUAGCUGUCACAUUGCUUCUGCAGUGAAACACUCACUGGUGUAUUUUAUUACUGAAUCCUCUGAAGUCCGAAACAUCCCAGAGUUUAUGGCAGUUGCAGAGGUUAAACACACUGAGUUUGGUUACUGUGACAGCAGCAAAAAGAUAUUGGAAACAAGACAAGACUGGGUCCAAAAAACAUUAUAUAAUGACAAGGCUCAGUUGGAUUCGUACAAUGAACUUUGCUUUGCGAUACUGCCAUACGUCUUCAGAAAGUGGAUUUCAAAGUGGCAGCAGCUGGCCAGCCAAAGUGAAGCUGUCAACACUUUACAGAUGAUAGAAGGCUGUGAAUGGGAUGAAAACACUGGAGAGGUGAAUGGUGUGAUACAGUAUGGUUAUAAUGCAGAGAACCUUCUUGAAUUUGAUCUUAAAACAAUGAAAUGGAUUGCACUGAAACCAGAAGCUGACAUUAUCGAACAGGACUGGAAUGCUAAUGGAAACUCAGCAGAAACAAUCUUCCUCACUGAGACUUGUCCUGAUUGGCUGAAGAAAUAUUUGAAAAAUGGGAACAGCACCCUGCUGAGAAAAGUUUUUCCUUCUAUUUCUCUCCUCCGGAAGUCUUCCUCCUCCCCAGUCAGCUGCCACGCUACAGGUUUCUACCCUCAAAGGGCCAUGAUGUUCUGGAGGAAAGAUGGAGUGGAGAUCCAUGAAGGUGUGGAUCCUGGAGAGAUCCUGCCCAACAAUGAUGGGACCUUCCAGAUGAGUGUUGGCCUGAAUGUUUCAUCAGUCACACCUGAGGAGUGGAAAAGAUAUGAGUGUGUGUUUCAGUUUUCUAACGCUGAGGACAGCAUCAUUACCAACCUGAAUAAAACCGUCAACUGGCGAAAAAACAAAAUUAGACAUGAUCAAAAAAUCCUCAUCAUUGCUGCAGCGGUUGUUCUUGUUGUCAUCAUUGUUGCUGUCACUGUAAUUGCCAUUCACAAAAUGAAAGAAGGCAGAUGCCCUUCCUCUUCUCCUCACAACACGAUAGAACUCUCCGAAAGACCACACAGACAGACAGAGGAGUCUACACAGUGUUGACACCUGCAGUUAACACUGAACAAACAAGAACUGAGAAGAUUUUCUAUUUCAGUUUUGUUUUAUGUAAACAUGACUUUUUACACAAAAUCUUUUUUUUUCCUUUGUUAUUGUUUUAAAUUCAAGUUAACUUGUAAUAACUCAGGUAAAAUGCAUUUUAAUAUUUUAUAUUUCCUACAGCAUUGCUAUAGCUAUUAAUGAUAUAAUGUAUAUAUAAUUUGUAUGGUGUAUUUAUCCUGAUGAUUAGGUGGUGGGGGAGAAUGCUGGACAGACGUGUUCCUUGGUGGGGGUGUCGUUGAUUGAGGAAAAAUGAGUAGACACAUGAAUAUGUUCCUUCACACCGUUUUUUAAGAAUCUUUUUUAUUUUGUAGGUUAUUUUGAAUGUGUUAAAAUAACAUUCGGUAAAAUAAUGUAAAGAAGAAUGAGAUUCCUCAGCCCUGAUGCAGUCAGAAAUUAAGUAAAAGGCCUGAAAUCCAGCCUUUGGGGGUAUAUGUAGAGUUAUAUGUAAAUGUUUUUGCUGAUAGUUAUUUCUGCUCUAAUCACAUCAGAAACGUAAUCAAAAUAUAAUCAAGAAUUAAUAAAGUCUUAGUGUACUAUGAUAAGGUGGGUCAUCAAUACCAAAUGAGACAAAAACACUAUCAGGUAUCUCAGCCAGGGUUGCCCUCAUGGUCGCUAAGACAACAAGUUAUUGGGUAAAGGAUGAAAGAAUAGAGAAAACACAUAGUACACGUGUAACAGAGUAGUAGCUGUACCUCUAAGCUUGGGUACUCACUUUUGGGAAGUUCCGCUGUAGCUAACUGUUGUUUUCUGAACAGAAGAGAUCCAUGUACACAAUACUUUUUAAUUAUUCAAUGCUUUAAUAAAUAAUAAUCUCAAUAAAGUGUCUAAACUGGUAACACAUGUCACUACAAGGGAUUGGUUUGAUAACAAAAUUGGAUUCCUGAGAUUUGAUCUGCUCACUCUACACACCUUGGAUUUCGACUUACAAUAGGUGUUUAGCGACAGUUUAGAUUUAGCUCUUCUACAUUUUUAAAAUUUUUACUUUUCUUUAAAUUUUGAAAUUAUUUGAUUAUGUGAUUAUUGUUAGCUGAUUGAGCUCUUUGGUUUGCGCUUGCUAAAUUGUUUAAUACAGUAUCCUAUCUGCAAUUAAAGUUUUAGGAUUCUUAAAACUUAAGUAUGAGUAUUAAUAUCUACUUUUGUAAGAUUCUUAUAGGUUAUUCUUGCCUUUCACAAUUAACAGAUUCCUGUGGCUUAUUUUUCAAGGCACUUAAGUAAAUCCCAACAAAUUUCCAAGUGCCAUAGAUCAUUAGGGGGGAGCUACAAUUAAUAAAUGUGGCUGUUGAUGGCACCUUACUCAGGGUUGCUAGUGUAGGGCAUCAUCUAGUGGACUGCGGGGUGGGCAUUCAUGUGGCAAUAGAGCUGGGUGAAUCCCUCCAUCACCAGCUUAAAUUAGUUUCUGUUAACCUACUGUGGCAAUACCCCUAGGGUCAGAGAUUCAGACCCUUUCAAUUGAGAGCCGGUCCAGACUUCUGUACAGGUAACUGGGAUCUUAAUAAUGCCCAAUAGUCAAGCAAUUAAAGUAGCAUUAUUGAGUACAGAGACUGAAAGAUCACCCUACCGAUACAUACACCUGGACAAGAAGCAAACUGGUAACAGAGCUCCUUUUACAUUACAUUUUUUAAAUUCAUACAUUCCCUCCCUUUAUUAUGCAGACUCAACACAGAACAUGUUGUACUCCAAGAGUGAUCCCAAGAGUGGAGAAUAAUUUCAAGGCUGUUACAUCACUAUAAUGGGAGGCAUCCUGUUUAAGCAUGUUUACAGGGAUAUGAAUCCUUUAAAAUGCUACUAUUCAUGUAAAUAUGUUCUGUUUCAAAUGCCCAGUAAUAUUUUUAAUUGUGCUCCCAGAAACCACACAAAGCACCCAUGAAAUAUGCAAAAUUAUUUUGUGAAAAAUAAUCAUUUUUUCCAGCUAACUUUGUUCUGCCCAUUUGCUACAUGGAUCUCCCUGCUCUUGUACAAUCUCUGUCCUCCCUCUCUCGAUCCUCCAUCCUCCUUCUUUACACUAACAUAAAACCCAUUGUAUUCAACUAGACUAUAACAUAAAAAUAUAAUCUUAUAAUAAUUAUUAUUGAGCAGUUUAGGCGUCCAUAUUUGAUAGUAUGACACACUGCUGAUUUAUGUGAAAUCAUUAUCACUGAAUCUGGGCAAAUCGCAAGAUAUAUGUGAUAUGUUGUGAAUAGUUGCCUGAUGUCCCGUACAACCCUAUUUCCAAGAAAGUUGGGUCACUGAAUAAAAUGUAAAUACUAUAGAAUAAAAGAAUGCACUGAUUUGAUAAAAAAAAUUGAUAAAACCCUAUUUUUUAACAGUAGAACAAA
Molecule: messenger RNA, 3602 nt
Organism: Haplochromis burtoni (Burton's mouthbrooder)
Lineage: Eukaryota; Metazoa; Chordata; Actinopteri; Cichliformes; Cichlidae
Product: major histocompatibility complex class I-related gene protein
Exons: 7
Coding region: 145-1230 (361 amino acids)
Biological process (GO): immune response
Cellular component (GO): external side of plasma membrane
Source: RefSeq, a predicted model, not a curated record